Messenger RNA from Drosophila persimilis, 2034 nucleotides. RefSeq names its product N-acetylgalactosaminyltransferase 4. Lineage: Eukaryota; Metazoa; Arthropoda; Insecta; Diptera; Drosophilidae. Gene Ontology annotation, cellular component: Golgi apparatus. The coding region runs from base 74 to 1981 and encodes 635 amino acids. The transcript is spliced from 4 exons. The record is from RefSeq and is a predicted model, not a curated record.
AAUAUCUACAAUUCGAAAUUCGCGGUUGCUCUCGCGUCUCUAGUACCACAAACAGACAACAGAGAGCGGCAGCAUGAAGGUCAAUCUGGAUUUGAAAAAAAUGGUGGCUUUGCUGCUGGCCAUCAUAACUGUCUCGCUGAUCUCCACCAUCCUGAUGGGCAAGAGCAUACACACACAGAGUUUCGACACAACCGUAGCUGACACCGAGAACACCGAAAACAUUAUGGUGGGCCAAAUGGUCCUGGAUGAACUGAAUGUGUGGUUCGACUUACCCUUGCAGGGGGGCCCGCGGAAGGACUGGCACGAUCGGGCGGUCAUGCAGGCGGAUAGUUUAAAAACUGGCCUGGGCGAGCAAGGGUUGCGCAUCGCCAUCAAAGAUACCAAAGAGUACGAAGAAAUGAUUGCGAUGAGCAUAAAAAAGGGCUUCAAUUCUUUGCUCUCCGAUAAGAUAUCCGUGAAUCGUACGAUCGCGGACACGCGUCCGUUGAGGUGCAAGUCCCGCAAGUACUUGGUCAAAUUGCCCAAUGUAUCCGUCAUCAUGGUAUUCCACAAUACGCACUUGAGUGUCCUGCUACGGGCCAUCCAUAGCAUCAUCAAUCGCACUCCACACGAACUGCUGCAUGAAGUUAUACUCGUAGAUGAUGGUAGCACCGCUCAGGAACUACAAGAACAGCUGGACAAAUACGUUAACGAGCACUUUGGAUCGAAAGUAUCCAUUAUAAGACAAAAAAAACGGACUGGCAUGCCUGCAGCACGCGUGGCGGGAGUCAAUUCGGCCAACGGAACCGUUAUGGUCUUCUGUGACGCCUCCAUUGAGGUCAUCUACAAUUGGCUGCCUCCCUUGCUGGAACCCAUGACACUGCAUUACAAGAUCGUCACCAGUCCUAUUCUGGAUGAAAUCGAUAAUACGGACUUUUCUUUUAAAUGGAGCGAUCCGUUGCUGUGGCGCGGUGGCUUCGACUGGCACUUCAACUUCAAUAAGCUGCCUGUCCUGCAGGAGGACAUCAAAGGCGAGUCACAGCCUUAUCGCAAUCCCGUGAUGGAGGGCACAGUCUUUGCCAUCGACAGAAAGUACUUCUUGGAGCUGGGCGGCUACGAUGAGGGGCUGGACGCAUCGGGUGGCGAGCAGUACGAGAUGAGCUUCAAGAUCUGGAUGUGCGGUGGCAUGCUGCUUCAGGUUCCCUGCUCCCGAGUGGGGCACAUAGCCAUAGACCCCAAGGACGCCCAGGACCCAACUUGGCAAAAAGGUGAACUCUUAGAAUCUACCAAAGGAGAGUACGAUACAUUGACGCGGAACUACAAGCGUGUGGCCGAGGUCUGGAUGGAUGGGUACAAGCACUAUUUGUACUUGCGAGAUCCCUACAAAUACCACAUCAAUGCCGGGAAUGUGACACGUCAGAAGAAUAUUCGUGAGAGUCUCCAGUGUAAUAGUUUUGAUUGGUAUUUGCAUCAAGUGGCACCCGAUUUCCUGAAGCGAUUCCCGCUGGUGGAACCACGCGGCUACGGGUCGGGGGCAAUCCAGAAUGUGGCUUAUCCCGGCUUGUGUAUCGACGCCUUGGCCGAGGGCUUCAGAAAGCCCGUGGGCCUGGGACAGUGUAGUGCAAAUCUUACCCAUCCACCGCCGACACAGUUCUGGAGGCUGACAAAUGAUCUAGAGAUCGUUUCCGGGAUUGAUUUGAACUGCCUGCAGAUGCGUGGCACGACGCUAAACGCCACUGUGUGGCUGAACCGCUGCACUAAAGGGGACAAUCAGAUUUGGAGUUACAGUAUUAACAGAAAGUGGAUUCAGCAGAGCAGCAGCUUGAAUCGCUGCCUGGAGGCCUUUGUGGAUGGAAAAAAGGCCGUCGUUCGCGUCAAUCAUUGCUAUCCGGAGAGCCCGAGCCAGCGUUGGGUAAUCGGUUGGACUAAUAUGUAUUUGAGUGCCAAGUUUCGUCUGAAUAGUACCAGUGAGAUGAAACGAAGGUUUGGCUAUCCAGCUUAAAAUUCAAAAAUGAUAACAAUAAACUGCCUAUCGACACCUACUUAUUGACACCA